AUGAAGUCAGAGUAUGAGAAAAUGAAAGAGCAGAUGGAGCAAGACAGGAAAAACCCAAAGGGGUCCUCGCGCAGAGACAGAGGAAAGAAAAAAGAAGGCGAGGAGAGGGAAAAGCGCGCGGACAUAGACGAGAAAGAGCUGGAGGCCAAGAUGUCGGAGGCGGAGCGCCUAGACCUGUGCAUGCUGGACCCCGAGGAGUUUGCGCAGCAGCUGACAUACACGGAAGUGAAAAUACUGAUGGACAUAACCCCAGUUGAAAUACUCCAGUUCAGCUACGAAAACGAAGAAGCGGCAUCUCCCACCAUUGCAGGAUACCUAAGGUUUACAAACGGGCUGUCCUCCUAUGUGACCGCGAGCAUUCUGGAGUGCAUGGAGGAGGCGCAGGACAAGGUAAGCGCAAAGAAAAAGUUCCAUGGGCAGAGCGAGGCGGCGGCCGCACAGACCCACUGGAAAGACGUGAUGAAGAGGCUUCUUGACAAGAACAACAGAAACAGCAUAGGCGCGGUGUUCCGCGGAAUUAUGAAAACCAGCCCGUCAAGGAUACUGAAAGAGGAAAUAUCGGACAUCCUCAGAGAGGCCUCGGAUGCAGUCUCGCACCAGACAGAGAAGGGGAUGCAGGCAACCAACCUCCUCUACAUACGAGACGUGAAAACGCUGGAAAAGCAUCUGAUUGACGCCAGCUAUAACAAGGGGGACAAAGAGUCGCCGAACAAGUUCAAGCGCAUAAUAGAGUACUUGAACUACAUAAGGUCGCACUCCCAGGUCGAGGUGGACAAAAAGAUAAACCACGCGAUUAUGCACACGCUCAAAAACGCAAAAGACGUUAGAAUAUCUGCAGCCAAGGACAGCUCGGUCUUCUAUACAGGGUGUUUUUUAUUUUUGGAGCACUCGAGUUUCAUUGCGCUUGAGUAA
Molecule: messenger RNA, 912 nt
Organism: Nematocida major
Lineage: Eukaryota; Fungi; Microsporidia
Exons: 1
Coding region: 1-912 (303 amino acids)
Biological process (GO): positive regulation of GTPase activity; Ras protein signal transduction
Cellular component (GO): plasma membrane
Molecular function (GO): guanyl-nucleotide exchange factor activity
Source: RefSeq, a predicted model, not a curated record